GAUUAGUUCAUGACGUCAUUACAUGGCGGACCUGUUAUGCUCACGGCACUUCACAACUAAGAAUUGGCUGAUAUUUAGAAAAUCAGAAUUUAAUCUGUACAAAAUAAGUUAAAAAAGCGUGUUUUCAUCAUAGCUUUUGAAGUGACGCUCCUUUCGGGUGGUUCUUUCCCACGCAGAGCAGCUCAGUGGGCUGGAACUAGAAGCUUCUCCAAAGCGGAAGAACACAACCAGCGAGAGGGGGAUGGAGAUAGACUGCCAGCCUGAGGAGUCCAUAAGCUCCACGUUUGAUGAGGACUCUGUUGAGCUCGGUGACAUCAAGGACAUGAGGUUGGAGGCGGAAGCUGUGGUCAACGACGUUCUCUUCGCGGUGACUGAAAUGCACGUGUCGCAAAAUCUCAGCAACGCACCGGACGUGGCGUACAUCAACGUGCAGACGAGAGAGGAAAAUUAUUACUGUCUGGAGCUCACGGAGGCCGGACUCAGGGUGGUGGGUUAUGCUUUCGAUCAAGUGGACGAGGACUUGGACACCCAGUAUCACGAGACCGUCUACUCUCUUCUGGACAAGCUUAGUCCGGGCUACAGGGAAGCAUUCGGGAAUGCUCUGCUGCAGCGGCUGGAAAUGCUGAAGCAAAACGGAAAGUGAAGAAGACCCGGACGAGUUUGGAAACCGUCCAACUGCCAGUCAGGGCGCCGCUGCCCCAUCAGCCUGGCCUCGUUCUGAGUUUCAUAACAUCGAAUAACUUCAUGUUAGUUACUUAGUUUUAGGGUCUGCUUCGGAUGGGCUGUUUGGGAUCUGUUGCAACAUUGUGCUGUUGACUUUUCUGUGGAAAAACCUUCCAUUUCAUACACGUUACAACUCUGUGACUGUAAUCGUUUGAGAGAUUUGCUUCUUUUUUGCUCAUCAGAACGAUGAGUUUGAUGUUUGACGUUCCUCCUCCUCUUGUCAACUGCUGCUGCUCGCAGACAUCAGAUAUCAGCUCAGAUGUAGUUUAUAUUCAGCAGGAGUCUCUGGAAAAGACCUGAAGUUCUACUUAUAAACUAAACCAUGCCUUAAUGACCAAGUUGUAUUGUUGAAAAUACUAAAAUUAGUUAAACUUUUAUUUUUGAUGGUGGAUUUGCUUUGAGGUUUGAUAAAGUCUUAUGAAGGGUUAGAUGAUGUUGCACGAUAGAUCGACUUGGCUGACGCUCGUCAUGCUAAUGCAGAUGUUACCUUUUUUGACACUGCACGGUGCAUUUAAUCUUUAGCUUGCAGUUUAAGCUGUAAAAGUGAAAAUUUGUUGUUUAGAAUUAAUUUUCUUCUUUUAAAAUGGAAUAAUCAUUUGGAACUAUUUUAAUUAUUUUUUAAAUUGUCGUCAUAAUAUUUUUUUGUUGGUGUUUUGAAAAAAUAUUUUUAAAAAUGUUACUUUUCUGCAUUACUACUGCUCUGUGUUGCUGGUUUCUGCUGACAACUAAUAAAAACUAAGAAGUUG
Messenger RNA from Nothobranchius furzeri (turquoise killifish), 1469 nucleotides. RefSeq names its product gsk3b interacting protein (gene gskip). Gene Ontology annotation, cellular component: cytoplasm. Gene Ontology annotation, molecular function: kinase regulator activity; protein kinase A binding. Gene Ontology annotation, biological process: regulation of canonical Wnt signaling pathway. Lineage: Eukaryota; Metazoa; Chordata; Actinopteri; Cyprinodontiformes; Nothobranchiidae. The record is from RefSeq and is a predicted model, not a curated record.